AUGGCUUCCCGCGGUCGAGAAUCCUCCCGUCCCCCAACCAUAGUCACAGCUGCUACUGAAAAAGAAGCUCGUCGUGUUCUUCAAUGGCAAGAAGAAGUUGCCAGAAGUACAGCUGGUAGUUCCACUUCUCCUACUUCAGACGAAGCAUACCGUGCUGUAGCUCCAAGUCACGUUUCCAGAGCACCUGCCCGAACACAAGUUUCCCAUGCUCCUCAAUCUCAAGCUCCAGAACACCCACCUUUUCGAAGAGCAGAAACUUUCCCCAGAGUCAUGAGGAGAGAAACUUAUGCAGGUCAUGGGCAUCCCAGUACACAAGUUAGUAUCCGCAGAGACAUGAGUCAUGAUGAGGAGCAAACUGUCUACGUAGACGAGGUAGAACGAGCCGAGCAAGAAAAAGAAAAAGAGAAGAAUGGUGGGCUCUUCGGCAUGACCAAUAAAGCUCUCGUGGGUACUUUUCUUGGCGCGGCUGCAGGCGCUGCAUUCGCAUAUGCAAUGGUCAAAAGCGAAGACCCCGAAUACGAAUUAGAGCCAGAGCGUAAACCAAUGCCGGGUCUAAGGAGAAGCUAUACCACCGGUCAUGCGGAAACCAUCGCAAGUAGCACGAAAGGCUCUUCAGCCGGAGGACCAGAACGCAGAUAUAGAGUUAUUGAAGCCCCGCAUGCUCCUAUGCCUCCCCCUGCCUCUAGCUACUCGCGCAUUCAACGUGAUCGCGAACGUGAGAGAGAGGGUGUGUUAAGUCCAAUUGAGGAACGCAGUUACUACAGCUCUGCUGCGCCUUCAAACACAGGCACGAAAAUCCGUCGUAGUGCAGCGGAUCAAGGAGAAGGUUCAAAUGCCGGAACCGCAAGACCACCCACCGCAAUCAACAUCAGAGACAAAGCCCAGAGCAUCGCACCGACCAAAGUAAGCGAGCGGACCAGCACCGUCAAAGCAGUCAGUCGUGCUCCAACACAAGUCUCGCGCGCCCCCAAAAGCCAAGUCAGCGUGCGCGAAUCCGAAUACGAGUACGGACCUGCUCCGACUCAAGUUUCUGCAGCUCCAACCCGGUAUUCACAGGUGCCGAGAGGCGAUGAUGCAAAAAGUAAGAUCAGUCAUACACAUACUACGAUUAAAUUCUCACCGUCAAAAGUAGGCGCGAGCUCGCGAGAACGCAUUCCCCGAUCGGAAGCGACGUGGGAGCGAGACGAUGUAUCGGUUAGCGCGGUGAGCGAACGUAGUCGCGCGAGAGAUGUCCCGCUUCCGGCAUCGACGGUGGUGAGUGCGAGGUAUGGUGGUGGUUAUAGGGAACAGGGAAGUGGAUACACGCAUGCGGGUGAUCGAGAGAGAGAUGCGGAGAGGAGGGGCGAGAGGGAUGGGAAUGAUAGAAAGAGUUGUUUUGAUAGGGGGGUGGAUGAGGAUGGCAAGAGCUAUUUUAACCCCAGGGGUGCGAUGAGCGUCGCGCCUUCGGAUAGUGUUAGUAGUGUGGGGAGUAAGAGGGAGAGAAUUGAGAGGUUGAGAGGGAGACUGGAGAGGGAUUUGAGGGUUUAG
Messenger RNA from Botrytis byssoidea, 1527 nucleotides. RefSeq lists its product as uncharacterized. The transcript has a single exon. Bases 1 to 1527 code for a protein of 508 amino acids. Lineage: Eukaryota; Fungi; Ascomycota; Leotiomycetes; Helotiales; Sclerotiniaceae. The record is from RefSeq and is a predicted model, not a curated record.